UUUUCUGAGGGGGGAGAAUUGCAUAGAGCAGGAAAUCAUUCGCUAAACAAAGAAAAAAAAGGGGGAUAUGCUCCCUGAGAACGAGAAGAUCCAUUUCCAGCUGCAGCCACGGUCCUGGUUCAUGUAGAUCUUUCAGUCUCUGCUUUCCAAGUGCAAGAUAUUUGCAUUGCAGAGUCAGCCCAGAACUGCAUUCUCCUGACCUGCUGCGGCUUGUGGCACAGAGGUGGUUUCCCACUCUCGUCUCGCCCUUCUUAUGUGUUGAUUUUUGUUCUGUUUUUACGAAGAAAAUAAUAUUAACGAUAAAGUCAAAGUCCAUGCUCGCAGCAAUCCGGAAGGAUCGGGUCUAAUAUGCCAGUGCCAUCCUCCUCAUUGCCGUGCAAUAGCCGCCAUGAAGGAAAAGUCCAAGAAUGCUGCGAAGACUAGAAGGGAAAAAGAAAAUGGAGAAUUCUACGAACUGGCCAAGUUGCUGCCUCUGCCUUCAGCUAUCACCUCCCAGCUGGACAAGGCCUCCAUCAUCCGCCUCACCACCAGUUACCUGAAAAUGCGAGCUGUCUUCCCAGAAGGUUUGGGCGACGCCUGGGGCCAGCCGAGCAGAAUAGGGCCCUUGGAUAAUGUGGCUAAAGAGCUGGGAUCUCAUUUGCUUCAGACAUUGGAUGGAUUUGUUUUUGUGGUAGCAUCUGAUGGCAAAAUAAUGUAUAUCUCUGAAACUGCAUCUGUUCAUCUCGGUUUAUCCCAGGUGGAGCUUACUGGCAAUAGCAUUUAUGAGUAUAUACAUCCUUCUGACCAUGAUGAGAUGACAGCAGUGCUUACAGCACACCAGCCUCUUCAUCCUCACCUCUUACAAGAGUACGAAAUAGAGAGAUCAUUUUUUCUCCGGAUGAAGUGUGUCUUGGCCAAGAGGAAUGCAGGCUUGACAUGUAGCGGCUACAAGGUGAUCCACUGCAGUGGCUAUUUGAAGAUACGUCAGUAUAUGCUGGACAUGUCCUUGUAUGAUUCCUGUUACCAAAUUGUAGGACUGGUGGCUGUGGGUCAAUCUUUACCUCCCAGUGCAAUCACUGAGAUCAAGCUUCACAGUAACAUGUUCAUGUUCAGAGCAAGUCUGGACUUAAAACUUAUAUUCCUAGAUUCCAGGGUGACUGAUUUAACUGGAUACGAGCCCCAAGACUUGAUAGAGAAGACCCUCUACCACCAUGUCCAUGGCUGCGAUGUCUUCCAUUUACGAUAUGCUCACCAUCUCUUGUUGGUGAAAGGCCAAGUCACAACCAAGUACUAUCGACUACUGUCCAAGCAUGGAGGCUGGGUUUGGGUACAGAGCUAUGCUACCAUCGUGCAUAACAGCCGUUCAUCUCGGCCUCACUGCAUAGUGAGUGUCAAUUAUGUCCUUACAGAUAUUGAGUACAAGGAACUUCAAUUAUCACUGGACCAGGUUACCAUUUCUAAGUCACAGUUUUCAUGCAGAAACUCAAUGUCUACCUCACAAGAAACAAGGAGAGUAGCAAAACCCAAAAGUAAUAAAAUGAAGGCAAAACUCAGAAUGACUCCUUACCCGCAACAGCAAUACAGCUCAUUCCAAACAGACAAACUGGAAUGUGGCCAGGUUGGAAGCUGGAGAUCCAGCCCUACAGUGAAUGCUGGCACCAUCCAAGAACAGAACUUCCAUUCAGAAAACAGUGAACUUUUAUAUGCCCCCUCAUAUAGUUUGCCAUUCUCUUACCAUUAUGGACACUUCCCUGUAGAUUCUCAUGUCUUCAGUAGCAAAAAACAAAUGCUGACUUCUAAAUUUGGGCAGUCUCAAGGAUCACCUUGUGAAGUGGCUCGUUUUUUCUUGAGUACGUUGCAGACAAGUGGAGAGCGCCAAUGGCAUUAUGCCAACUCUUUAGUACCUACCAGCCAGUCGCCGUCUAAAAAUCUUCCCGAUCAACCAAUAAAUAUUGCAUGUCAUAAUCUUGCACAGAGUUAUGAAGUGCCUAUAUCAAACAGAAGAUACAGCCAAGAUGCUACAUCUGACAGCUUUACAAGUUGUGCAACAUCCAUGCCAAACAGCAGAUACAAAGAAGAGAUUUACAACUCCAGCAUCAUGAAACCCAACAAAACGGAAAGCAGGAUACAUCCAUCUCAUCAUCUCAUUAAAGAAGAAAACAAGUUAGCGUUCAGCAGAGACCUACAAGAAAAAGUGUGUGUUAAUGAAAAGUCUUUUUCAAACUCCAUAGCUAAUUCCUUGUUGCCAAAAUCAGAAUGUUUUCAGGCUAAAGCUAUUGGACAAUUAAGUCAUCUCCUGCCAGUGCCAACAGUAUAUGAACAAACAAGGAGAAUAUGUAUGAAAGAACCAAAAUAUGGGCAUAUUAGCCAUCAUGCUAUGAACCUGGAUGAACUAGACAACGAUGACAGAAUGACAGUAAAGCUUGACCAUGACUCUGAAAAUGAACACAUGAUGGAUACAAGAACUACUGGACAAGUCCCAUUUGUAUUUCUGAACUAUCACCAUGUUUUAGCCAAACACGGUACAUUUCAAACCUCAGCAUGUACAGCGACUGGACAUGUAGCAGAAAAUUAUGGAUACACUUCUGAAGAGGUAAAUACAUUUAUUUAUAAAAACCAAAGUCCAUCAUCAGCGUCUUCUCCAGAAACCCACAAGGAGACUGCACUACCCCAUUAUAUUGGAACUUCUGUAAUAAUAGCCAAUGGGAGGUGACGAUAAUAGAAAUGUAUUUCUUAAUUAAAAACAAACCCAAACUGUAAUAAUUUCUAAAAAGCAUGAGAAAACAUGGUUACAUUUACUGAGCAUAGCAGAAGGUCAAUGAGGGACAAACUUGUAUGUGUUCUUGGCAAGUAAUGUGUAAUAGUACCUUUAAGGUCAGAAAAAUACACAUCUAGCUUCAGUGCUUCAUUGUUACAGAUUAAUCUCUGGUGUAGACUCUGCCAGUAAGAAGCCAUAUAAAGAUCAUAUUUUUGUUAUUUUACAGUGUGUAACAAAAUUAAAGGGUAAGUGUUAUAUGCCUAGAAUUAUACAGAGGCAACUAUUUUUUUUCUUUUUUUAAAAACUAGGACUCCAAAAUAUAUUCAAGAUUUUUAUCAUUAAUAU
This is a messenger RNA of Terrapene triunguis (Three-toed box turtle), 3082 nucleotides long. RefSeq names its product single-minded homolog 2-like. Gene Ontology annotation, molecular function: RNA polymerase II transcription regulatory region sequence-specific DNA binding; DNA-binding transcription factor activity, RNA polymerase II-specific; protein dimerization activity. Gene Ontology annotation, biological process: regulation of transcription by RNA polymerase II. The record is from RefSeq and is a predicted model, not a curated record. The transcript is spliced from 11 exons. Lineage: Eukaryota; Metazoa; Chordata; Testudines; Emydidae. The coding region runs from base 389 to 2692 and encodes 767 amino acids.